This is a messenger RNA of Necator americanus (New World hookworm), 366 nucleotides long. RefSeq lists its product as uncharacterized. NCBI's taxonomy places the organism in Eukaryota, Metazoa, Nematoda, Chromadorea, Rhabditida, Ancylostomatidae. The coding region runs from base 1 to 366 and encodes 121 amino acids. The transcript has 4 exons. The record is from RefSeq and is a predicted model, not a curated record.
AUGGUCUGGCAACGCCAGCCGUCAUCAACAAGCUAUCAGGAAGCCACCACCCGUCAUCAACGCUCUUGCACCGAGCCGAACUCACAAACCACCAUCAACAAUCCACUCUCUCUCAGAGGAAUAAGCUUAAAGAAAGCUAUUUCUUUCCAUGAAAAUGACUACACUUCACAAGGUCGAAGGAUUCAUUCUGCUGCACCUUUAAAAUGGGAUCUAAAUGCAAUCGAGGAUAAACACGGCAGUAAUAAUAUGCACACUGUGCUCGACGUUGUGGUCGUGACCAGCCUGGUCAAUCACCGGUCUAAUGUUCUGCGAAUCUCCUUCACAAAAACUAAUCUGAUAUCUGGCGAUAAUGUCGUCCGCCGAUGA